Molecule: messenger RNA, 690 nt
Organism: Drosophila teissieri
Lineage: Eukaryota; Metazoa; Arthropoda; Insecta; Diptera; Drosophilidae
Gene: CheB42c
Exons: 3
Coding region: 1-591 (196 amino acids)
Source: RefSeq, a predicted model, not a curated record
AUGAAAACUCUCAUGGUGCUCAUAUUCGGCAUUGCCAGUUCCUGGGCCGCGGACUACGAGCUGUUGCUCGAGGACCCUGAUAUCUUCUCACCCUGCACCGAACCGCCGCCCGGAUCGAUUGGAUUUCUCGAUGCCUUCGACAUUGGCAAUCUGGUACUCAACCAGGACGCGGACAUCAUUCACCUGUCCGAGAGUCUCACCUCAAACUGGGAUGUGGAGUCCACAGAUCGCAUAUCCGCUAGGUUUGCAUUAAUGCACUACAACCGAGGCAGCUGGGAACCGACUAUAUUUAGCAUGGCCACGCCGGAUUUCUGCGCCUCAAUGUUUGAUGAGAAUCAGUCAUGGUUUAAGUACUGGACCAAACACAUUUCGAACCGUGAUGAGGUGAUGGAAAAAUGCUUUAAAACGCGUGGUACCGUUCUGAUGCACAAUCCAUUCGAUCUGCAGCUGCGUCUAACGGACAUCCGUGGCGCCACUCUAAGGGGUCGUUACAAAGCUGUGGUCACCUUUGAGGCUGUCGAUGAGAUGGACGUACCGCGCCGUAAUUCUAUUUGCUUCGAAAUCAGAGGAGAAGCCGAAAAGAUAAACUAACUCAUGGUUUAGUCUGUUCAAGGAGCGGCAUUAAUAAUCUAACAAAAAAUAUAAACGCAGGAUCUACAUUUUUCGAAAAUAAAAUAUAUUAACUAUCUG